AUGUUCACUCAGCAUAACAGGAAAAGCAGGCAGCUGCUCGCCUCUGGCAUAAAGUCAACCUACGAUGACGACCUCUACCCAACUCGCCUCAACUUCUACAGGGAACCGCCACCACUCGAGAUCAGCAUCGAGGAGUUUGAACAGUUUGCCCUCGACCGAAUGCAAGUCCUGCAGGCACUGCUCACGGCGCAGAUGCGUAACUUGACACCGGAGCAACUGGACAAGGCUGUGAACGAAGCUAUCAGGAAAUACAUGCCCAUGAGCCCCAACAGCAAAUCCAACACCUCUCACCGCCAGUUAAUGGAAGAGCGACGAAAGGACCACAUCAGUCACUUCAUCUUGCGCCUCGCCUACUCUCGCAGUCAAGAGCUUCGAUCUUGGUUCCUGAGAGCUGAAUGUGCCUUGUUCAGGUAUCGCUUUGAAAAGGAGAUGCUGAAGGAUCAAUUGGAGUUUCUGGAGAAGCAGAACCUGAGCUGGAAGAAGGUGUCAGAUGAGGACAAGCGGUUGUUGAGGGAGAAACUCAAGACAUCUUCAUUCAAGGCAGGAAACAUCGACGAGGAGACAUACUUCGAAGUCGAUUUCGAGAGAGUUACAGGACUGGUGGGGCGGAGACAAGUCUACAUCCAGGCAGGAAAGGCGUUUGUGCGACUCUCGGAUCAGGUCGUUUUGGUCUUGGACGAGUUCAAGGAGCGUCUCUCGCAUGCCCUUGAGGUCACAGGAAGGGCUUUGCCACGGAUGGAUGAGGACGAUAGAUUGAUGCCGGUGCUGAACAAUAUCAACAAGCAAUAUCUCGGUCGCGAGUUCACCAGUUCUGCGAUUGCGGGUGAAAUCCAGGCCAGCGAUGUCGAUACUCUUAAGGUGCAUAUGCCCUUGUGUAUGGAGCACUUGCACGACGAGUUGAGACGGGAGAAGCACACACGGCACGGAGGUCGUAUGCAGUACGGUCUCUUCCUCAAAGGAAUGGGUCUCUCGCUAGAGCAGGCUCUGAUCUUCUGGCAGAUGGCGUUUGAAAAGAUUACACCCGAACAAUUCAACAAGAACUACGCCUACAACGUGCGACAUACGUAUGGUAUGGAAGGAAAACGGACCGAUUAUACCCCUUACAGCUGCAAAUCCAUCAUUAUGAACAACGCCCCGGGGUCAGGAGACCACCAUGGAUGCCCCUUCCGCCACUUUAGUGCCCCAAACCUGCGCGCACAAUUGGCCGCCCACAAUGUCGACGAAUUCGACACGGACGAUAUUAUCCACAAGGUCCAACAACGUCAUUACCAGAUCGCCUGCACACGGUACUAUGAGGUCACGCGCGCCAAGAUGGUCGGCAUCUCCCCAGAGAAUGUCAAGGGUGGGUUGAGCGAUUCUGCGACCGGAAGCAUGAUUGCUUCUCAGGAGGUCAUUGAGCACCCGAACCAGUUCUUUGAACAGAGUUACCUGUUGAUGAAGAGCAAGAAUGCUGAGAGUGAGGGUGGGGCGGCUUCGGGAGCGGCGACGGGAGCAGGAGAGGGAAUGGAUGGCGUGACUGGACCGGCACCUUUGGAAGCCAUUGUCAGGGGUCGGUACACUUACAAGAAGGCUGGUGCCUCAAUAUCGUCCAACGUUCAGCAUGAUAUCGACAUGUAA
Linnemannia hyalina is the source of this 1617-nucleotide messenger RNA. The record is from the annotation of a GenBank genome assembly. NCBI's taxonomy places the organism in Eukaryota, Fungi, Mortierellomycota, Mortierellomycetes, Mortierellales, Mortierellaceae.